GGAAGCACUCUGGGUAUAAACCUCCCUGAGAGCGUUGGACCUAAAUGUUAUUCAGGUGCCAUAACAGGUGUGUUUUAGUAUUUAUGUGUGACAGGGAGAGGUGACAAUACUGUCUUGACUGUGGAAAGCGGGAGGAGACAUACAGAGACAGGAGCUGAGUCUGUAUUGUAGCUACCUCUCUGGAGAUAUAAACUCUGAUCUAUAGAGCCUGUGGAUUCGUUGUAGCCUGGUGCAGAGGCCUGAAACUGAGACCCAUCCAUCUCCAUUCUGUCUCUGAAAUCACAGGCAGAAGAAAAUGGCCCAUGGAAAGAACCAGGAUGAGAGACCCUCAGAACAGGGCGAAGAGAUGGGAGAGGAGACCUUCCUCAAAGACCUCUAUCUGUACAUGAAGAAGAGAAAUACACCCAUAGAGAAAAUACCACACCUGGGCUUCAAACAGAUCGGUCUGUUCAUGAUGUACAAGACUGUGAAAAGCUUGGGUGGCUACCACCAGGUGACGGCCCAGCAGAUGUGGAAGCAAGUAUACAACACCCUGGGAGGAAACCCCAGAAGUACCAGUGCAGCCACCUGCACCCGUAGACACUACGAGAAGCUGCUUCUGCCGUAUGAGUGUCAUGUAAGAGGAGAAGACUACAUGGAGGUACUGCCACAAUGCCAGCAGAAGCGUUUACAUUACAGUAGGCUCAGUGAGCAGGACGAGUGCCCCAGGACAGCCAAGCGUAGCAUGACGUGCGGAGCUCUACAGACAUCCCUGCACCAGAAGCCCCAUAACUAUCUGACAGACUCCAGAGUGAGGAUCAUCCCUAUGCCUGUGCACUACAGUCAGUACUACCACCACCCUGUCCACCCCGUCCACCCAGAUCUGCUCCCCUAUGUCCACCCACCUCUGACCCCCAGCAGCCUCCCCUCCCCUCAAGGACAGACAGAGAGGGCCAAGCAGCCUCUGGAGCGCCUACGCUUCCUGGCCAACCAGUACAAGGACUCCUCAGGCUGGACUGAGCCACUCAACCUCAGUCACAAGAAGGCUGGUCAGGAGUCAGGCGCUCACCCUGCUUCAUCCUUCGCCCCUCCUCCUUCCAACAUCUCCCCAAGAUUCUUGAAUACGGUCUCACCUCUGCACCCCGCCAAGGGGCUGGUUAAAGAUGAGGGCAGUGAGACGCCGGAGGGAGAGGUUCCCCAGGGGAAAACCCACCUCUACCCCUUAGCGACCAGAGACGACUACUCCCGCAGCCCGACCUCAGCCUCCAGCCCAGGCAUGAAGAAAGAGUCCCCCGUCCCCUCUCCGCUGCAGAGUUGCAGGGAUAGUGCCCCCUCCAUGAUUCACGUCCCCAAACUCCAGAAGAGGGAGUACCCAGAUUGGCCCAGGGGGGAGUGGAGAGGGGAAAGCCCCAAGCAUAGUCCAGGGCCUCUCAAUUGUAGUCACGCUCUGCGCAGUACCCCCAGAGGGACAGAGGGAAGGAUGGAGAUCCAGAUCCCGCUGGCGAUGCUCCAUGACUGGGUAAAAGGAGUUCUGCUGUGUGGGCCUGCUGGCACCCGGCCUGGGGAUCUAUCGCUGCAGGAUCCAACCAGGGGUCAGACCCCUGGCUCAGAGCCCAGGGAGAGGGAAAGGGCACAGGCCUGGUCUGACACCUCUCCCACCAUUGCUACACAUGCUGACCAGGUCUUCCACAACCAUCACAAAGACCAGGACAGGGGUUCUGGGGAUCUGAGAGAGAGGAGUCUGGAGAGGCACAGGAACCUGCCUAGGCCCACCACCACCACCUCCCCUAGUACCAGUCAAAGCCGCCCCAUGGCGCCCUACCAGUUCUCCAGCUACGAGCCUCGGCCAUCAGGGAGCAUCGUCCGUAACCCGGACAGCUGGAAAUUGGAUCCCCGGGAGGACAGCUGGAAAUUGGAUCACCGGGAGGACACAAGGAGGCCCUACCACCCAAAACUAAUGUACCCCCAGGAUCUAUGGGAUAGAGCCCAGCCAAUUCCCUUAAAUAUCCACCCCAGCAGCCAGGCUCUGGAGCAGGAUAGUGUACGCCACACAUCCCCGGGCUAUUGUCCAGGCACAUCACUGGGAAGGGUGGAGAACCCGUAUAUGGCGCUGAUGGUGAACCCCUCAUUUCCCUCUCUGGUGCCACUGACACCUGAGGAGUUAAUGAAGUUAAAGAGGCUCAUCUCAAGCUCCUCAUGAAUAGAAUGGAACAGCAGGACAACAACCUGCUAAUUAAUAUAAAAUAUGAUGCACUCAAUGUUGACAUUGGACACUUAAAAAGCCCUCAUUACUGUUCAAAAUCAAGAGACAAUGUAGCACUACUGUUGACUAACUUUUUUAAGUACUUCAGAAUAUGAAUUUAGUCCUUUAAUCUUCUGUAUUUUUAUCAUUUGAAGCUUGCUAACAAUGUAUUGUGCACUGGAGUGCAAUUUUUUUUUUGCCCUUCAUCUCAGCGGUUUGUUUUGAACAUGAAGUAGCAUCGAGAAAAAAAAAAAUGUAGCCUGAUAAUGACAGUAAAAAAGCUUGAAACUAAUUACAAAAGUGUACUACCCGGACAGCAAAGGGACAUUCUAUUGAGUUCUUACUUGUAAUUUUGUUGAGAUUUGUGACUUGUACAUUUUUUUUAAAGAAUUGUUGAGAGUUGUUGUUAUGCCAGUCAUUCUUGUUGUUAUGCCACAAAUUCUUAUUUACAAUGACAGCCUAGGAACAGUAGGUUAACUGCCUUGUUCAGGGGCAGAACAACAGAUUUUUAACUUGUCAGCUCAGUGAUUCGAUCUUGCAACCUUUUUGUUACUAGUCCAACGCUCUAACCACAAGGAUACCUGCUGUUUUUGAGGAGAAACAAUUAUAUAAAAUAUAAAAGUUACACUUUAUUCUGAAUUUGUGAAUGUUUUUAUAUAUAUAUAUAUAUAUAUAUAUAUAU
Molecule: messenger RNA, 2903 nt
Organism: Oncorhynchus mykiss (rainbow trout)
Lineage: Eukaryota; Metazoa; Chordata; Actinopteri; Salmoniformes; Salmonidae
Biological process (GO): regulation of transcription by RNA polymerase II
Cellular component (GO): nucleus
Molecular function (GO): transcription cis-regulatory region binding
Source: RefSeq, a predicted model, not a curated record